UCCCGCCGAUAAGGAUCCAAUUCAGAAUCAGUGCUGAACACGAGCCAGCGUUCUUGGUCUUCGGGAUCUCCAGUGGGCGGUGGUGAGGACAAGUCGAAGUAAUAGCUGGGAGUGUUCGACCCGAGCUCUGCACGCCGGUACAUCCUUUUAAUGUAGGCUAUCUUCUCAUGCGCUCAUCAGUCCAGAACGGUCUCGGCAGUAAAACAGAAGUAUUUGUGCUUGGCGUUUCCAAUCCAUUCCGUUGCCCUGAAAAAGGCUGGGAUGAUUUCACAGUUGACGCUGCGGCGGGCGCUAGGACCUGAGAGAUCGCGCUGCGCCGCGGGAGCUCGGUGCAUUCUCACAGCGGUAGCAGCGCAAAAAGCUUGAAAGCUGCUUGCGCGAGUGUCGAUCCAGCUUCUCCUAGCUUCCAUUAUCGCCUGCCGGAGCGUGCACUUCCAACCAUGGGAUGGUUGAGAAAGGAAAACCACAUCCCUUGUGCCGUCGCGACGCCCUGUCAUAGAGCUUGCUGACUUCUUGCAGUGUGUGUGUGUCUCUCUCUCUCUCUUCACCCAGUCUCCCUCUUGCUCCCACUGUCUCAGCCGCUGCUGCAAGCAAACUGGCUACUUUCAGGACACAUGAAGCUGUGAUCCCAGAGGAAAUGCAAGUGCAUAUGGAAGUAUUACCCUGGUGGUGAAUUUGGCACGUUUGGGAAGGGGAUUAUUCUUUUAAAAAUUGGUCGCUGUUUGAGAGCUGAGAUUGGAGGCGAAGCGGUGGCAUUUUCGCUGAGUGGGCGCUGUAAUCAUCAAAGGUGUCAUUUGCUGACAUCGGGACCAGCAGAUCAUUUCAGGAGGUUUGGUCAGCAACCAACCAGUGACCAUAAGAACACCAGAAUAUUGCAGACCAUAUUCUGUAUCAUAAGAACUCCAGAAGAGCAUUUAGCAGUUCAGGCUGCCUUUCAAGCUGGAAAAUGAAAGUUGUUGUUCACUUAAUGAUUCUCUUGUAUACAUCUACAAUUCAAAGCCUGAAGAUUGUAUCCAAACGGGGUUCAGUUCUUCUGAAUCAGGACUCCCAUACAAAGUCCAACAUUCUAAAAAUAAACUUCAAGAGGGAGGGAGCUGAUGGAUGUACCGAUUGGUCUGUGGACUACAAGAAAUAUCAAGUUCUUCUGGGGGAACCAGUGCGAGUGAAAUGUGCAUUAUUUUAUGGAUACAUCAGGGCCAACUACACUAUAGCUCAAAGUUCAGGACUUAGCUUGAUGUGGUAUAAAAGUAGCGGUCAUGGGGACUUUGAAGAGCCAAUACCAUUUGAUGGAAUUAGAAUGAGCAAAGAAGAGGACUCCAUUUGGUUUCGUCCCACAGAAUUGCAAGAUGGUGGACUGUUUUCCUGUGUGUUGAGGAAUACUACAUACUGCAUGAAGGUUUCAAUGUCACUGAUUGUAGCUGAAAAUGAUACAGGCCUUUGCUACAAUACGAGAAUGAAAUAUUUUGAAAAAGCCGAGCUCAGCAAGAGUAAAGAAAUAUCAUGUCCAGAUAUUGAAGAUUUCAUUCUCCCAGACAGUGAGCCUGUCGUGUGGUAUAAGGAAUGCAAGGCAAAGGACUGGCGACAAUCUAUCAUCCAGAAGGGAGACAUACUUCUAAUACGUGAAGUAACAGAAGAUGAUGUUGGUAAUUACACGUGCGAGGUGAAGUUCGGAAGCUUUGUGGUAAGAAGAACGACAGAAUUAACAGUUACAGCUCCAAUGACAGAUAAACCACCCAAGUUCCUUUAUCCUUUAGAAAACAGGUUAAACCCUGUGGAGGCGCAGCUUGGCAUCUUUGCCAAUCUGACUUGCAGAGCCUUUUUUGGUUAUGGUGGAGAGGUCAGCCCUAUAAUUUAUUGGAUGAAGGGAGAGAAGUUUAUUGAAGACCUUGAUGAUAACCAUGCCAGAGAAAGUGACAUAAGAAUUCUCAGGGAACACCUCGGGGAGAAAGAAGUUUCCAUUUCUCUGCUAAUUGACUCUGUGCAGGAUGCAGACUUGGGAAACUAUUCUUGCUAUGUUGAAAAUGGGAAUGGACGUAGACAAGCAAGCAUUCUUCUUCAGAAGCGAGAACUGAUGUACACCGUGGAACUUGCGGGUGGAUUGGGGGCUAUCCUUCUGCUGCUGGUCUGUUUGGUGACUCUGUACAAAUGCUAUAAGAUAGAUAUUAUGCUAUUUUAUCGCAAUCAUUUUGGAGCAGAUGAACUAGAUGGAGAGAACAAAGAUUACGAUGCAUACCUGUCAUACACCAAAGUCGACCCUGAUCAGUGGAACCAAGAAACCACAGAGGAAGAACGUUUUGCACUGGAGAUUUUACCAGAUGUGCUAGAGAAACAUUAUGGGUACAAAUUGUUCAUCCCUGACAGGGACUUGAUUCCAACUGGAAUAUGGGCUGAAUCGCAAUCCCGUGCUACGCAACACUCUUCGUGCCCCACUAUAAUCGGAUGGGAGAACACAUAUGUUGAAGAUGUGGCACGAAGCAUUGAUCAAAGCAAGAGGCUAAUUAUCGUUCUGACCCCGAACUAUGUCAUAAGGCGAGGCUGGAGUAUCUUUGAACUGGAAACCAGACUGCGCAACAUGUUAGCCACGGGUGAAAUUAAAGUGAUAUUAAUUGAAUGCAGUGAACUUCGGGGAAUUAUAAACUAUCAGGAGAUUGAGGCCCUCAAACAUACGAUCAAGCUUCUUACGGUUAUCAAGUGGAAAGGGCCUAAAUGCAACAAACUGGAUUCCAAAUUUUGGAAACGUUUACAGUAUGAGAUGCCCUUUAAGAGGAUAGAGCCGAUCUCUAAUGAGCAGGUUUUGGAUGCUAGCGAACAGGGCCCAUUUGGGGAACUGCAAACAGUGUCUGCCAUCUCCAUGGCAGCAGCAACCUCCACCGCUCUGGCCACUGCCCAUCCGGACCUACGCUCUACCUUUCACAACACCUACCACACUCAGAUGCGGCACAAGCAUUAUUACCGGAGCUACGAGUAUGAUGUACCUCCCACUAGCGGCAUAAUGCCCUUUACCUCAUUUGGUAAUCAACACACAUACUGCAACAUCCCCAUGACACUUAUCAAUGGGCAGAGGCCCAACAAUAAAAUAAACAAGGAGCAAACUCCAGAUGAGGUUCACACAAACAGUGCAGUACUACCACUUCUGCCAAGGGAGACCAGUAUGUCCAGUGUCAUUUGGUAACAACUAGUGGGGUAAUUUGAACCCCUUCAGGUUACACAGUCCAGUGCCUGGGACCAUGGCCUUGACUGCUGCUGUUAUACAAAAUGAAAUAUGAAAACACAGGGUCUUGUAGAUAAUUGAUUUGUUUGUAACAUCAGAGUCUUCCUGUUCGAUUCUUGCCUGUCACUACCACAUUUAUGAUUGUUUUCUAUGUUCUCUGUUAUUAGAACUGUUUUCAGAAUUUUUAAAGAAACUGGCAAGCAUAACCAUGUCAUACAGAGAAAGGAAAAAAAAACAUGCUUUUUCAUGAUUGAUGGAGAUGGAAAUGGCUUGGUUUUGACAUUUUGUUGGGAUGCUUUUGCAAGGUUGUGAGAUAAAUGUGUGAGGAUUUUUUUUUCCACUUUUCAUUCCAGAUAAAUGAAAAUGCAUUGAAGCCACGGUCAGUUUCCUGAAAUGUGAUUUGUUGAGGGUGUGUGCAUUGUUACGUAACAUAUUAAGCCGUAGGCAUUAUAUAUCAGAGACACUGAAAGCUAAAGUGUAUAUUGUAGGUGAUGUUUCCACGUCAGUACCAUACCAAGUCAGUCUGAGGCACCCCUUCAAGUUCAGAUAUUUAUCAAAAGAACAUUCUGAUCAUUUUAUUGCUGACGACAACUAUUAAAUAGAACUUUAUGAGGUGAAGUAGAUCUAGACCUAGCUCAAACCAUUCAUGAUCACAAGAUAAUUAUACUUUACCUAAUUAAUAAUAAAUUCCCCUUUUUGCAGAUAUUCGUCGUGGGUGGUGUUGAAAGAAAGGCAUUUGCUUACAAAAAUAAACUCAUAAUUAUGAUUAACAGAAAAGAUCUAUUAUCAAGGUGUCCUAAGUAAAUUAUGCCCUUUUACAAUGGUAAAUUAGUCUUCCACAAUCACGAGAAAAUUGUGCAGAGAUGUGAUUCAUUUUACUGGAAAAUGCACUCUACAAAGGUUUUUUUUUAAUGUUGACUCAGUGCACAAUUCCCACGGUAAUGAUUAGGUUUUUUUUUGUUUAAAUACUUUGUCUAAAGAUGGUUAGGGCCAUUUCUACCUCUACAACAAUAAAUGAUAUUUCAGAAGAAAAAUAUCUUGAGUUUUGUUUUGUGUUUUGACUGAAACUGAAAACUUUGGUUUUCAAAGUCAGAUCACAUGGGCAUUAGGGCAGCAUGUUUCUUACUUUUUAUAACGUUUGUACGCUUAUGUAUUUUUUCUAUUUGUCAGCUUUUUAUUUGUUAUUUACUUGUGGGUCAGUGUGUAGUGGUUUCUAAUGCCUUGAUUCACUCUUUACGUCACAGUUUGUUAUGUAGGGACCACAAAAAGCACCAGGCUUGCUUGUCCAUAUCUUAAAAUUAAAACUAUUACUUUCAAAUGUUGUUGUCAUCUUCACUCAUUCCCAUGGUGGUAACUUCAGCUACAUCUUCCCAGAGCAUUAAAUCACAGAUUUUGGGUCAGAUUAUUUAGGUUGUUUUAUGUAGGUUACUCUCAGAUUCAUUACUCAUUCAGAAACUCAAAAAAAAGUGCCAUUUCCACUUCACUUUAUUUCAUCCCUUUUUAUGUCGUUCAAAGCCUAAAUACCAAAAAGCAUAGCAGUCUCUUCUAGCAGCAUGUUUUCUUUGAAAACACGUGGUAGUUUUUUUUCACAGAAGCAGCAUGCUUUCUUAUUAUAGACAAUCAGUAGCUCUUAAUAAUAAUCCUUCUACUGCCAAGUGUUCGUUAGACAUAGGGCAACCAGCAAGGCAUGAUACUUGUAACAAAAGCCUUCCUAUUUGGAGAAAGAGAUGCAAAUAAACAUAUUGUGCAAUCCAAGAAAUCCCACAAAUUCUAGAUUAGGAUUUUAAAACAGAAAAUUGCACAUUUGUUUAGCAUUACUAACUUGCCAAUAAGCACUUAAAAAAUAAAGCCAUACGUUUGGCAUUGCUCUCAUUCUUCACAUCCCUCGUAUUCAUUUCCUUUAUUCAUGUUCACUUUUACAUUCAUGCACCUUCUGAAUAUUAAAAGAAAGCCUUUCCUCCACAGUUCCUGAUGUUUCCAGUUGAUUGUGGCAGAGGUGCUUGGCACACAGUAUGCCAAGCUACAAAUAACAAAAUUUAUCACACAGACAAUUUGAUUGAUUAUAGGUGUGGAUAUUCACUAGGAUCAAACCUUUGGACAUUCAGGUGCUCGACCAAUGGCUUUCCUACUGAACAUACGAAUGAGUGAAAAUGUUCACUUAGUGUUGAAAAGACAAUUGGUUCAGGUGGAUUACAGGUGUAAUGAGGAUCAGGGUGAGAUGGGGGACUUCAAACAGUUCAGGUACAACUUAGAUGCAUUUCCACAGUGUGACAGGAAGAGCAUGCAAAGCUGGAGGUCCUCAGAUGCCCAAAGAAAUAGAGAUUGUUUGAAAGAAUGAAAAAGAGAUUUAUGAAAAAUGUCAGGCACAAAAGCUUAGUAAAGAAGCAAGCUGAAUCCAAAAAUGUAGGGAAGAGUUGAUAAAGGAACUAAGACAGAUAGAGAGAGGAUGAAAAUAGAUUAACAGGUAACAUAAAGGUAAUCCAAAUAUAUUUUCUAAAUCUGGACUCAGUAAAACAGUAAUUAAAAGAAAGAUGGAAUUGAUUAAAGAUUUUAAAAGGAAAUAUUUAACGAAGACAAAGUGAGGCACUAAAUAUGCAACUGCAUCAGUCAACAUGAAAGAAGAGAAUGCUACCACAGUAAAAACAAGAUAGUAUUUGAAGAAUUGAAUAGGAGAAAAUUAGAUAAAUUCAAAGUACUUAGAAUGUUAGAAUGGCUGAAGUUAGAAAAGUCAGCUAUACUUGAUCGGAUUAAUACUGGAUUGCUAAGGGAAGUAAGAGUGGAAAUUAUGAAGGCUCUGGUCAUAAUUUUUCCAAUUCUUCUAAAAUACGGAAGUGAUAGCAGAGCUUGAAAAAUUAUAAAUGCUACAUUCUUACUCAAAUAUGGAAGAGGGAUGAAACAGGCAACUAUGAGCCAAUCAGACUAACAUUGAUGAUGGGAAAUGUUUGAGGCAGUAUCCUGCAACAAAACAUACUGAUUUUUGGAAAUGUAUGUGUUUGUAAAUGAAAGACAGCAUGGACUUGUUAAAGAGAAACUGAGUUUGAUCACUGUCAUGGAGUUACUUGAGGGAGUAAUGAAGAGCAUGCGGUUGACAUGUAAACAGAGUUUCAAAAGAUUGUUGAUGAAGUAUAAAGUACCAUAUAACUGACUUAGCAAAAUUGAAGCCCUUGGAAUUUAAGUGUCAGUGUGACAGUGAUCAAAAUUAGCUAAGAAAAAGAGGACAGAGAUUAGAAUUGAACAUUUAUAUUUUUUUGAUUGGAGGGAGGUACACCUAAAUGUACCCCAGCAGUCAGCAUUAAAUUAUUACUUUAUUUUUAUAUUAAUAAUUGAGGUAUAUGUAUAUAUAGCAUUGUUUAUGUGCUUAUAGUUGAAGUAGGCGUACAAAGCAAUAAACAGUGAUGAUAACAACAGACAUCAAAAGGAAAUAAACUGAUGAAUUGAGUUGACUCGCAGUAAAUGAAAUUUAACACCAUGAAGUUUAAAGAGUAUGUUUAGCAGAAAUAAGGAGGUGAGGUAAUAUAACCAAAAUAGUAUUGUUUUAAUGUAAUGCAGUGACAGAGAAACCUGAGCAGGUAAAUAUACGGGCAAGACAGGGUAAGUAAAGAGGACAUUUUUUACACUUGGCAGAGAGAACAAAAAAUAAGGAAAUCAUGAUAAAUGUGAUAACUCACUGGUUCGGCCUCAGGCUAGAUUGUUCUGAUCAAUACUGGGCAUUGCACUUUAGAGAAGACAUUAAAGCAAAGAUGAUAUACUGGAAAACCAGCAAGGAUGUAAGAUUUUAGAUAUACGGAGAGACUCCAGGAACUCCGAUAAAAACAGCAAGAGUAUUUCUAUCAAUUUCAUGUUUUCAUCUCAGAUUUCCAACAUCUGCAGUAAUUUCUUUUCUAUUGCAAAGAAACUGUGUUUUCUCCCUGCAGCAGAAAGGUUUAAAGGGAGAUUUAAUAGAGUUAUUCACAGUCAUGAAGAAUUUUGAUGCAGUAAAUAAAGAGAAAAUGGUUUCGGUGGCAGGGGUAUUGUUAGGCAGAGAAGACAGAUUUCGGAUAUUAGAAAAAUAAUCAGAUGGAAGGGAAAAAAUAUACAAUUAGUUGUUAUAAUCGAGAAUGUGUUAUCUGAGAGGGUGGUGGGGAAACUGAAUCAAUAAUAACAAAAAACAGAAUUGAAUAAUUACUUUAAAACCUGCAAGUUUUUUGGGGGAAAUUCAGGAGAGUGAGACUGAUUAGGUAACACUUUCAAAGAGUCAGCCAAGGAACAAUCAAAUCGAAGGAACUCCUUCUGCGCUGGAUCACUCUUUGAUUCUGUAUCAACUUGACAAAGAUUUGAACUUGGAGAACAGUUUAUUUUUGAAAGGAGUAGAGUAAAACACAUAAAACCAUGGAACCUUAAUAAAUUAAUCAUUUUUUGUUGUAGAAAUAAUGUAAUAUUAGGUCUAACAUUUUCCCAUUUUGACCAUCUUUAAUUGUUUGUAAUAGUAACAUCAAUAUUAUGUUAUAAGCAUUCAGUAGCUAUAGUUUACACAUGUCUUCAUGAAUCAUUAAAGUCAGUUAAUAAAGCAAAAUAUUGUAGGAGGUGUGCCAAAUGAAUUUACUUUCAUAUAUUUAAUUUAAUUUAUUGAUUUAGUAGCACCAUUUUUUCCCAACUUAAAGAAAAUGCUGUAAAAUCCUGUGUGUAGAACUCAUUAUUGCAGAAGUAAUGUUCAAGAUUUGCUUCUUGAAUUAUAAAAUGCAUUCGGCCCAUAUACCAAUCAAUUAUACUGUGCUUGAGUCAAAGGAAGAUCCCAUUGAAACAUAAACUGUACUAAAACUUCAAAUUGAACCUGCUUGUCUACGAAUGAUUAAGAGCAUUGGAUUUCAUGGGAUGAAACUAAUUGAAGGCGGUAGUUUCAGGCCAAUAGUGUUUGGCAUGCACUGUAAUUGCAGUUCUUGGUUAGGCUUAAAACUGUUUUUUAUUGAAAUGUUUAGAGAUCACCAGUUGUCUGCUAGAAUAUUGAAUUUUUUUAUGUUAAUAAAGAAGAACAAGGUAACCAGCACUUUACUGACAUGAUAAAAAUGCCGAUGCAGUUCUAAAAGUGAUGAAUGGAGCUUUUUGUAAUACAGUUAAGUAUUGUGGACAUGCUGGAAAUCAAUUAUUGCUGGUAGCCCAUAUCACUCUAAAACACAAACUGGUUCAAAAUCAGUGCCUGCAUUGUUAAGGCAGCAUAUGUUACCAUCUCAGUGCUGGGGAUUAUUAAAAAUCUGCAUGAAUAUGCUAUCUAUACACCAGAUAUUAUGGUAUAUCCUGUACAGUUGUUUCAACAUUUUACACCUAGAUACAAAUUUUAUUUAAAUAUAAACUGUUCAAUCUGUCAAGUCUAUAGGUGCCCAGGUGCUUAGAUGUUAACCAGCUGUUAAUAAACUAGAAUUUUAAAGUUGUACUAAAAUAGAAUUUGAUGUGUAAACAUUGCAGCUAUGAAAGAAACUUCCACACUGCAACUGGAAAAACUUUACAAAAUGGGUAAGAUUUAUUUUGCUUCCAUUUAUGAUUGGCCUUAUAAGCUGACACUAGAACUAUUUAACUCACCAAGAAAUAAAAUUACUAGGUGUGAUCUGACCAAAAACAUUUCCUGUUUUAUCAAAUUUUAUGGCACCUGACAUAUUUUAAAUUAGGUCCAAAGAUCCUAUAUGUUGAUUGAACAAAGAACAACUUAUACAAGUUCAUCCAUCUCAGAUUAUCUUUUUCAUAUUUCCAAAGUAGCAUUUGUACAACAUUGUGGCAUUGCAUAGGAGAUUCAUUAGCCAUGUUACGGCCCCUCACUUCUACCUGGAAGUUAGCGGACUCAGUUUCAAACAUUUUAGCAGAGGUUUAAUUGGGUGCAGCUUAUAUACAUAUAAAAUUUGAGUUGGGUAACAGAAAGGCAAAGAGAAAAUGAUUUAUGAAAAUAACACACAUUCAGUAUAGGAUGACGUAUUAUUUACUCUAAAACCAGAGUAAUCCUCUUUUUAUUAACAUAGUAUACUCUUGAUGAAAUACCUGCCACUUAAGCUACCCAACUGUAGCAGGUGUUGCAUAUUUUUUGCUUUCUGUACUCAAGUUUAUACAACCAAGAAAAACCACAUAUGACUAUGAAUGCUGCACAGUUAGCAAUAGAGUUGUGGAUUUUGCAAUGUUGAUUGUACUUGCCUUAACUUCGCAUAAAACAAAGAGAAGAAAAGGAAAAGUGUAGGCAAGUUCAGUUCUGGAUACUUUUCAUAAUUUGAGGAAAAAGUUAAGCCACAGUGUAUUCACAGGAGACCUUGUAAACAUGACAUGAGCACAUAUUGCCCUGGGUUUGUUAAAGCACAAGGUGUAUUUUGUCUAGAGUUAAAAUACCUUUGGUGUAAUUUUUGCUUUAGGUAAAAAAAAAUGUUGAAUGUGAAAAAAAUCUUUAUUACUUGCAUAUGAAUAUUUUUGUAUCUGAAGGAGGUUAAGCUCCCUGCUUUAUCACAUGUAUCUUUCAGAAAAAUAAACAGGGUAUGUGUUCAAUUUGUAAAUGUUUUCUUUUAGGAUCACUCUUUAACUGGAAAUUGCAAGAUAAUAAUACAAACUUUUGUGAACUGAACAAACAAUAAAAGAGUACAGAUAAAAUAGAGUUGGUUAUCCACCAUCUUUAUUUUCC
Molecule: messenger RNA, 9839 nt
Organism: Stegostoma tigrinum
Lineage: Eukaryota; Metazoa; Chordata; Chondrichthyes; Orectolobiformes; Stegostomatidae
Gene: il1rapl1b
Product: interleukin 1 receptor accessory protein-like 1b
Exons: 14
Coding region: 947-3172 (741 amino acids)
Biological process (GO): signal transduction; negative regulation of exocytosis
Source: RefSeq, a predicted model, not a curated record